CGGAAAACAAUAUUGUAGUCGCAUCAAACUUGAAGACAUUCCUCUCAAUCGUCAUUGUUUACCACUAACAGUUUACCACCAUAAAUACCUGGUGUCAAAAGGAAAUUGCCGCAACAGUUGACCCGCGUUUCAGGUGUUGAUGGGUUAAUGAUUGUUCAUAACCGCCGCGAUGUCUUUCUAUACUUUACUGUAAAUGACGAAAAUGCCUGGCAAUCCAUGCAGUAAAGACCAAGAAACAGAGUAUGAUAUGAACCCAUAUGAAAGUUUUAUGCGCAACCAUCUCAGACAUUAUGGAUACUACACAGGUCGUAAUGAAGGUUAUCGUACCAAUAUAACUGUCUUUGAAGACUGGGAACGCACUCACGGCUAUGAUGUCAGUGACAAUGAAUCAGAAACUGAAUACGAGAACCAAGCACUGAAAGACGAAAAUGCGGACAACCGGUUUCAAGAUGAAAGAACAACUCAGCUUGUUUUCAGUUACCACCAGGGUAAAAUGGUGCCUAAACUGCGAGAACCUAGAAACCUGUAUGCUCUUACCAAGGAACAAGGAGCCCAGCAUGCUGCAAGAUGGCCAUCUUCUAUUGAAGUAUUACCAAACAGAGUAUCACACAUAGAGUAUGUACCAUCUGAACCGGAGCCAUUCUAUGAACUAACGGGUUUAGAAAAAACACCAAUGCCAUUACCUGAAGGAGAAGGAAGGGUGGUUUAUUAUAACCCAGCACCAAAGGAUGCUUAUUUCAUAAGGUCACGUGUUGGUGGAAACCGUAAUGGCUGUGUGAAUCGAGCAGUUAAACUGACUGGUCCAGAUGAUACAACACUCAUAUUUGAAUCCAGAUUUGAAGGCGGCAAUUUAUACAAAGCUGUGCAAGUAUCAGAAUACGAGUAUGAACUAUACCUUCAUUACGAUCUGUAUACAAAGAAGCAUACCCAGUGGUAUUACUUUCGUUUUCAAAAUACAAGGACUGGUGUUCGCUAUAGAUUUACUAUUGUUAAUCUUAUGAAGCCUGGUAGUCUAUACAACCAAGGGAUGAGACCUUUACUAUAUUCAGAGUAUAACGCUGCUCACAAUAAAGUCGGAUGGAAGCGAUGGGGCGAGGAUAUCAAGUAUUAUAAGAAUAACGUUAGGCGUACCAAUGUGAAAGGAGACAAAUCAUAUUAUUCGUUAACAUGGACUGCCACGUUUCAACGGAACAAUGACAUUUAUUACUUUGCUCAUUGUUACCCAUAUUCUUAUUCAGAUUUACAGAGAUACUUACUAAAUUUACAGAAUGACCCUGUACGAAAUCGGUUUUGUAAACAGCGUGUAUUAUGUCGUACAUUAGCUGGUAAUUUAGUCUACGUAUUAACUAUCACAUCACCAUCAAUCAACCCACAGCAUGCUAAGAGUAAACGUGCUGUGAUCCUCACAGCUAGGGUACAUCCUGGAGAGACACCUGCUAGUUGGAUGAUGAAGGGAUUUCUAGAUUAUCUUACUGGGGACUCAGCUGAUGCUAAGUUAUUGCGAGAUACGUUUGUAUUUAAAGUGAUACCCAUGCUGAAUCCGGACGGUGUUAUCGUUGGCAACUAUAGGUGCUCAUUAGCUGGCCGAGAUCUUAAUAGGAAUUAUAAAUCAGUACUUAAAGACUCUUUUCCGUCAGUUUGCCAUUGUAAAGUACUUAUUAAGAAGCUGAUGGAGGAGAGAGAAGUAGUGGUUUAUUGUGAUUUACAUGGACACAGUAGAAAACAGAAUGUAUUUAUUUAUGGAUGUGAAAAUAGACAUGAUCUAGCCAAGAGAUUUAGAGAAAGGAUCUUUCCUUAUAUAUUGAAUAAGAAUGCUCCAACAAAGUUCUGCUUUGAGAGUUGUAAAUUUAAAGUUCAGAAGAGCAAAGACGGUACUGGUCGUGUUGUCAUGUGGCAGAUGGGAAUUAUGAAUAGCUUUACAAUGGAAGCUACAUUCUGUGGUACAUCACUGGGUAAGCAGCAUCAUUUCAGUACUAAGGACUAUGAGUCGUUAGGGUAUCACUUCUGUGAUUCGUUACUUGAUUACUGUGAUCCCGAUAACUCAAAGUGUGCUCAAAUUCUUUGUCACUUGGAGGAGAGAGUACGACAGGAGAUAUUGGCACAUCUACGGGCUGUAGGAUCACCAAUACCAGACGAUGGUAUUGUGGAUUUAGAUGAAGACUACACAUCUGCUGUGGAAUCAAGUACAAGUGGAUCGGAUAGUUCUGUGGAUGAUGGUUUGCCUGUGCACUUAUUGGCUAUUGCUCCCAAGCUGCAGAAGAAGAAGAAAUUAAAGACAAGAAAAGAACGUGAUAAGAAGCGCAAUGCAUCAGAUAAAUAUUCUAGUGAGAAAAGAGAAUCGCCUUCAGCUGAGAAAGAGGGAUUGACUAAAAAGGAAGAUAGGACUAAUACGCCUAAAGUGAUUCGCUAUCAGCACGUCACCAGUAAAGAUUCCCACUCAGCGGGAAGAUUGAAUUAUGCGCGUCAUGAUGCUAGCAGUUCCCAUUCAGCAUUAAACGAUAAAGGAAUCAAAAAGGCGGAAUACUUAGAAGCUUUAACUAAUGCCUAUUUAAAGAACGGUGUCUUGCCUCAAGGAGAGAAUGAAGUUCCAACAUUUCGUUAUACCGCCGGACAGCGCGGCUGGUCUAGCAUGCCAGUCAGUGGCAAUGUAGAAGGGUUAUGCCCUCAUCAUGAGAAGACAUUCGCUGCACAGUACGUCGCUAACCAUCUCUCAGAUUUGCAAUUUGCUGAUGAUCAUUAUGAGUGGGGACAUACAACUAAAUCAGCCGAAGAGAUUCCAUCAUCGCGAGGUAGCAGUGGUCAGCAGCAGCGAUCAAGAUCAAGACGCGACAGCACGUAGUGGCACUCUCAGCUGUGCAGCAGCGACAACAAGAUUUGCUGCAGUUACAACAUCAAAUUAGGAGUUCUCCUGUAGUGCUUACAAACCCAUCAAGACCAACAACAGGACGAGGCAGUCCAAUAAAGACACAUCCAUCCCCAUUUGAUGAGCAGUUAGACAAAGGAGUAUACUGAUUUUGUUAAACGAGGUUAUUCUGCUAAAACAAGAAGUAGUCCAAGUCGUCCUAAUAGUAGAUGCCCUUCAGCCACUCAGAUCAGUUACCCACAGAAUAUUAAAUAUGAUCAGCCGGAGCAUCCAAUGCCAGUGCAAGAGCAGUAUCGACAGCAACUACAGCAGCUACAUCACCAACAACAGCAACAGCAGCAACAGCAAGCAGCAAAAGAGGAAAUACUGAGUAGAGCUAGCAAACAUUACGGUAGAUCUGGUUCUAAAGCCUCCUCUGUUGGUGAUGGUUAUGGACAAGCAGGUACCAAUAGGUAUUUGAAGAACUCAGGCAGAAUCAGUCGCACAGGCAAUUAUAGUGUAGAUUCAGACAUAGUGCAUAGUGAGAUAAUGAGAAGUGAGAGAGAGGCCAAUCACUCCGCUGCAAGUACUAGUGAUGCUUCUGUUAAUGAUGAUGAUGAUGUUCAACAAUCAUUACCAAAACAUGCAUCACAAUCUUCUGUUACCAUGACCACUGUAUCCAAGACUACCAUGACAACCACAGACACUAAUUCCCAAACAGG
Messenger RNA from Saccoglossus kowalevskii, 3564 nucleotides. Its product is annotated as cytosolic carboxypeptidase 2-like. Gene Ontology annotation, molecular function: metallocarboxypeptidase activity; zinc ion binding. Lineage: Eukaryota; Metazoa; Hemichordata; Enteropneusta; Harrimaniidae. The record is from RefSeq and is a predicted model, not a curated record. Gene Ontology annotation, biological process: proteolysis.